CUGAAUCUCGUACGUCAGUACGAGAGAACAACGGUCCGCUUGUCCGACUAUGAACGUUUUAAGGCACUGAUUGCCAGCGGGGACGUCGAGGGCACAGACCGCCUUGUCCGUGUCGCCAUCAAGAACCAUCGCAGCAUCUCAGAGAUAUGCAACCGCAUGAUCCGUGCGACACUGGGACUGUACAACGUCAAGAGCUUCACACGGAAGCACUAUGACCUCAUGCGUCUGACUGGCGCUCUCGGUGGACCCAAGCUGCAGUUUGCAGUGGCCGAUGCCCUUCAGCUCCCAGGAAUCUCAACGACGCGUGCACACUCACUAGUGCUGCUCAUUGAGGCAUGCCUCGGCUUCCCCAUCCUUGCCGAGUUCUUGCACAAUCUCGGGGCUCUCGACAGUGCAGGUGUCUUGUGGGAAAGCAGUUCCAAUGGGUCUCGUCAACGGCGACGUGGGUUCCAGAUAAUGGUCGACGAGCUUGCCCUCGAAGAGCGACCACGUUAUGACAGUCGGCGUGAUGCAGUCCUCGGAAUGGCUCGUGAGACAUCACAUGAAGUCGAUCUCAGUGUUCUCACCUUGGAGAACCUAGAAGCUGCAGCCGAUGCGCUUGAAGACGGGUCUAUGGCUGUUGCAAAGGAAGCGACUAUGAUGGGCCUUGCUGCAUUUGGACACGAUGACUACACUGUGUUCCCCAUCAUGAUAUCUGGGACGAACAAAACUGAGCGCGACGUCAAGCAAGCCGAAUGGAUUAAACUUGCCAUUGAUGCUUGGGAAAACGGGAAGCCCGCGCCGGACUCGAAGCAGACGUACGAGGAGCGCUACGGUGAACUCUGGUGUGUAGGUUCUGAUGGUGACGCCACACGCCGCAGGGCUCUUCAUCGUGUCUUGAUGGCCGAGAGACUGUCUGCAAACACUAUGAGCGCACUGUACCGGCUCCUCUCGCCCCUUCACCGUAUGAACCUGCAAUGCGGAAGUAAAGGGCGCACGAUGACAAUAGACUAUAAACAUAAGUUUAAGAACUUUGCGACCCUUCUCCGUGGCGCUGCAGGUGUCCUCGUUGCAGACUACCAUGUAACGCCAACACUACUCAGGCAGAAAUUCACGGCUGUCCUGGGAUACAAGGACUCGAAGCUUACCUCGCUCUUCGAUCACAAAGAUCACCAAAAUGUUCCGGUCGCUGUUGCGUUGCUCCAAUCGCUCAAGAGCCUUGCGAAAGCAGACAACUUUGCCAGAGAAGCUGAGAAUCGUCCGCUCGUUUUGCUUGGGAUGUUUGCGGGCUACCUUGUCGAACCAUUCAUAACACCAACCUUGUCAUUGUCAGAACAAUUGACGAAGCUCUCAGCAGCUGCGCACUUACUCUGCCUGCUCUAUCGGCGUAACCGGACUGCGUUCUGCCCCGGGCAGUGGUACUAUGAUGUCCAGACUUUCAUCAAGAAUAUAUUCUGGACGACGGCCAGGAUGAAGCUCCUUUGUCCUGGAGAUCGCUACUACAUAACUCAAGAUGGCACCGAUCGUCUCGAGGGGAACUUUGGGACAUACCGGGACAUGUACAGCUCACACAAUGUCGAUAUUCUCCAGCUGUCACAGCGUGCUGCAACUGCGGCUGACAUCUGCCAGAUCUUCGCACAGCAUCCGUCCUGGAACCGAGGACAUCGCCGCCUACGUCUUGAAGGUGCCGAGGGUGUGGACCACACAAACCCGAAGUCAUGGAAGGGCGAUGUACGGGUGGAGCUAGUUAGCCUGCAAACCGUAUGGAACACUGGUCUGCGGGAGGUUAUGAAGUUGUUGAACCAAACAAAAAUUGACCUAGGACAAUUGCCGGAUGAUAUUGAUCUCCUCCGGCCGUUCGGGAAGGACUACGUUGGACUCAACGAAGAUUUUGACUUGGAUGCUCCAGCUCUCCAUGCUGGAAACCUGGAACACCCUAGUGACGAACCGUCAGGACCCAAGCCACACGACCUCCCGCAUGCAAAUGAGGAUACCUGUCGCGUCGAGCUUGAUGACUUGCUCCCGGAAGUUGGUGACCGCGACCUAGACACAGCUCGCAAAUGCGACAAGCAGUGGCUCAAUGUCGACGGUGUUGAUGUUCACAAGUCCGCGGCCGUCCGUUACUUCCUCAUUCUCGCGCGCACCACCACCUCCCGAAGAUGACUCCGACUCCAUCGUUGGUGAUCGCUUUGUCAUGGGCGAGUUUGUCGCUACCUUCAUCCGUAUCCGGAAUACAGCUGCGCUGGCGAUCCUCCGUGUCAGCGACCUGAAGAUGGCUAAUGGUACAUCGGUGGAGUCUGUAGCGAUGCGCGAGAUCAGCAACCC
This is a messenger RNA of Fomitopsis serialis, 2304 nucleotides long. RefSeq lists its product as uncharacterized. Lineage: Eukaryota; Fungi; Basidiomycota; Agaricomycetes; Polyporales; Fomitopsidaceae. The transcript is spliced from 3 exons. The record is from RefSeq and is a predicted model, not a curated record. The annotation marks the transcript as partial.